GGCGGGCAUGGCGGGCGCGCUGGCGCGCAGGGCGGCGGACUACCUCCGCAGCCGCGACUUCCGCGACUACCUGCUCAGCACGCACUUCUGGGGCCCAGUCGCCAACUGGGGUCUCCCCAUAGCCGCCAUCAAUGACAUGAAGAAGUCCCCAGAGAUCAUCAGCGGGCGGAUGACCUUCGCCCUCUGCUGUUACUCCCUGACCUUCAUGAGAUUCGCCUACAAGGUCCAGCCUCGAAACUGGCUCCUCCUGGCGUGCCACGCCACCAACGAGGUGGCCCAGCUCAUCCAGGGCGGCCGGCUCAUCAAGUACGAGAUGACGAAAAGGGCCAAGUAACGGCGAGGCGAGGCCGCGUGGCGCUGGCGCCGUCUCCUGCGGGCCGUCGUCCGGGCCCCGCAGCCCCAGUCUUUACUGACCAGACUCUUUAUGGACGUGGCCGAGACCCCGCCGACUCGUGGCCGCCCCGCCCUGGCUGCGAGCCGCCCGCCAGUGCACCUUCCCCGUGGGCCAGCAGAGCCCACGGGCCCACGUGCUGCUUCUCACAGGCAAUAAACGACCCAGACGCUUGU
Talpa occidentalis (Iberian mole) is the source of this 567-nucleotide messenger RNA. RefSeq names its product mitochondrial pyruvate carrier 1 (gene MPC1). The transcript has 5 exons. Gene Ontology annotation, cellular component: mitochondrial inner membrane. The record is from RefSeq and is a predicted model, not a curated record. Lineage: Eukaryota; Metazoa; Chordata; Mammalia; Eulipotyphla; Talpidae. Bases 8 to 334 code for a protein of 108 amino acids. Gene Ontology annotation, biological process: pyruvate import into mitochondria.